Molecule: messenger RNA, 2437 nt
Organism: Zea mays
Lineage: Eukaryota; Viridiplantae; Streptophyta; Magnoliopsida; Poales; Poaceae
Product: probable glycerol-3-phosphate acyltransferase 3
Exons: 3
Coding region: 455-2134 (559 amino acids)
Biological process (GO): cutin biosynthetic process
Cellular component (GO): membrane
Molecular function (GO): phosphatase activity; glycerol-3-phosphate 2-O-acyltransferase activity
Source: RefSeq, a predicted model, not a curated record
CUCUCCUACCCCUAGUGGCACUGUGCUCUCUUUUCCCCGGCCCUCUUUCCCUUCGUCCCAUCCCUACUUCGGUGAGAGUGAGGAGAUCAUGGCGGAGUGGUGGUGGUGCUCAUGCUGCCUCUCGUUGAUGUGCAAGCAAACCCAAGGGUGAGAGUGCUGCCGUUGAGUGGGAUCAUUGCGGCGUCCUAAGACUCGUGCGCGCUUGCGCCCGUGAGACGGGAAAUUGGGUCGCCUCUUAUUGUGGUCGCCAGUUUUAGCGACGAAUAAGACAUCGAUCACUCCAGUAACAGACUAUGGAGAAACAAUAUCUGAGCUUCCUUCUACCUGCAUAUACUGUAUAGGUAUAAUGCCGUGUGUUUAGGCAUUAGCUAUAUAUAUAGUCGCCAGGUGGUGUGCAAGUGCAAUGCAGUAGCGGCUAGCUAGCAACAAAGCCCAGAGCACGUAGUAGGUCUCCAUGGCGUGGAAGAUGUUGCCUGCGGCUAGCGAGCUCUUCCCCGCGAUCGUCCGGGCCGGCACAGCCACUCCUCCCCGGCCACAGCCACCAGCCGCACGCAACAGCCCAUCGCCCACCGUCCACAGGCACGCCCCUCCCGCGGCACGGCUUGGCAGCGCGGGGACGGUGCUGGUGGUCGACGUCGACGGCGCCCUGCUCCUGUCGCGUUCCCUCUUCCCCUACUUCAUGCUGGUCGCGCUCGAGGCCGGCAGCUUCCUCCGCGGCCUCGUCCUGCUGCUCCUCUACCCCGCCAUCCGCUGCUGCUACUGCUGCCUCGGCGGCGGCGACCUGGCCGUGCGGGCCAUGGCCGCGGUCGCCUUCUGCGGCCUGCGCGCGCGGACGUUCCGCGCCGGCCGCGCCGUCCUGCCGCGGUGGCUCCUGGAGGACGUGGCGGCCGAGGCGCUCGAGGCCGCGCGGCGUGUCGGCGACCCGGCUCGGGUUGUGUGGGCCAGCGCCAUGCCGCGCGUGAUGGUGGAGCCCUUCCUCAGGGAGUACCUGCAGGUGCCGGCCGCGGCCGCCGUCGCCGCGAGGGAGAUGAAGACGGCGUGGGGGUUCUACACUGGUCUCAUGGAGGGAGGUGGUGAAGACUGCGAGGCGACGAUGGCACUGAUGACGAAGAGGACGUCGGCGGGGGAAGGCGCCGGCGACGUCGUGGGAUUCUCCGCUGCACGCUCCGUGGCGUUCCUCUCCAGCAGCCCUCUCGCGUCCACUUGCAAGGAGGUGUACGUGGUAUGCCCGGAGGAGAAGAGCAAGUGGCGGCGCCUGGCGCGGCGCGACUACCCCACCCCGCUGGUCUUCCACGACGGCCGGCUCGCGUUUCUGCCGACGCCACUCAACACGGUGGCCAUGUUCACGUGGCUUCCUCUGGGCGCCGCGCUCGCCAUCCUCCGCCUGGCCGUCGCGCUCGCGCUGCCGUACAAGGUCGCCACGGCGCUGCUGGCCGCCACUGGCCAGUCGUGGCGCCUCCGCGGCUCACUCCCGCCGCCGGGAAACAGCGGCGGGUCCGGGCAGCUGUACGCGUGCAACCACCGCACGCUGAUCGACCCCGUGUACGUGUCCAUCGCGCUGGACCGGCCCGUGCGCGCCGUGUCCUACAGCCUGAGCCGCGUGUCCGACCUCAUCUCCCCGAUCGGCGCCACCGUGCGGCUGGCCCGGGACCGCGCGCGCGACGGCGCCGCCAUGGCGCGCCUGCUGGCCCGCGGCGACAGCGUGGUGGUGUGCCCCGAGGGCACCACGUGCCGCGAGCCGUACCUGCUCCGCUUCAGCCCGCUGUUCGCGGAGCUCGGCGGCGCCGGCGGCGUGGUGCCCGUGGCGCUGGCGGCCGAGGCCUCCAUGUUCUACGGCACCACGGCGAGCGGGUGGAAGGCCGCCGACCCCUUCUACUUCCUGUGCAACCCCAGGGUGUGCUACACGGUGCAGUUCCUGAAGAGGGUGGACACGGCGGACGUGGCGGGCGACGGGAAGAAGAAGAAGGCGGCGGCCAGCAGCGUCGACGUGGCCAACCGCGUGCAGCGGCUCAUCGCGGACGCGCUCGGGUACGAGUGCACCAUGCUCACCAGGAAGGACAAGUACCUCAUGCUCGUCGGCAACGACGGCGCCGUUGCCGCGCCGCGUUGCCGCCAGCGGCAAGUAACUAAUUAAGCUAGCGCGUGCCGACAUGCAUGCGCCCGUUGUUCGAGCUCGUUGGCUGCAUGCCAGCUGCACAUAUGACCGUAUCAGAUGUGGAUUGAAGCUGUUUGAUGCACUCUUUUUUUUUGUCGUAUCGUCCCACACCUUUUGUGGCUAGUAGUAGAAAUGUACGUAGAGGUUCAUGUGUAUUAGAAAAUGUUCUGUAUGUAAGGAAAGAGUAUUAUAUUAUAUACUGUAUGUAUAUAUGCCAUAUUCACCGUCAUCAGCAUAUACAGGGGAGGACAUAUAUAUAAGAAGAGACGAGUUUGUCUACUA